Papilio polytes (common Mormon) is the source of this 1853-nucleotide messenger RNA. Its product is annotated as choline-phosphate cytidylyltransferase B-like. Gene Ontology annotation, molecular function: choline-phosphate cytidylyltransferase activity; phosphatidylcholine binding. Gene Ontology annotation, biological process: CDP-choline pathway. The record is from RefSeq and is a predicted model, not a curated record. NCBI's taxonomy places the organism in Eukaryota, Metazoa, Arthropoda, Insecta, Lepidoptera, Papilionidae. Bases 191 to 1261 code for a protein of 356 amino acids. The transcript is spliced from 8 exons.
AUAUAUCACUAUACAUAUUUUUUCGAGGUUAUUAUAGAACAUUUUUAUUUCUAGUAUUGUGUAAAAAAUUAAAACCCUUAAAACUAUACCAUAUUUUUGGACUGUUCUUAUUCGGACUAAAAGCAUUGGAAGUCCACGACGAACCGUUUUGUUGCCACCAUCAAUUCGGCCACCGGCGUGCCAUGUAAGAAUGUCCCGUAAGAGGUCCCGAUUAGGUGAAGAAAAUAUGAUUUCUCAAGCCGGUGAUAUGGAAAGUACAGGCAUCCGCAAUGGGAGCGAUCAUAGUUUCUCCAGCGCAAACAAUCAAUUGGAUAGUCCACAGUCGUUGCGGCUAGCGGCGCCGUUUAGCACGGAUGCUAUGGCGGUAGCUGAACGUGAGCGGUGCGCGUACGGACGUAUCCCGCGCGCCGCCGCCCUCGCCGGCACUGCACCGCGCCGUGUGCGCGUCUACUCCGAUGGCAUCUACGACAUGUUCCACCAAGGACACGCAAGGCAGCUACAGCAGGCCAAGAGCGUCUUCCCCAAUGUAUAUCUCAUAGUCGGAGUAUGCAACGACAACCUGACACAUAGCCGCAAGGGACGCACCGUGAUGACGGAGGACGAGAGGUACGAAGCGGUCCGGCAUUGCAGAUACGUUGAUGAGGUGGUUAGAGACGCGCCGUGGGAAUACGACGAGGAGUUCCUGGAGAAGCACAAGAUCGACUUCGUGGCGCACGACGACAUCCCCUACACGACGGAGGACUGUGAGGAUACAUACGCUAUGAUCAAGGCAAAGGACAUGUUCGUCGCCACAGAGAGGACGGAAGGCGUAUCGACGUCGGACAUAGUGGCGCGCAUCGUACGCGACUACGACAUCUACGUGCGCCGCAACCUGGCGCGAGGAUACUCCGCCAAGGAGCUCAACGUAUCCUUCCUUAACGAGAAGAAGUUCCGUCUCCAGAACAAGAUGGACGAGCUCAAGGAUAAAGGGAAAAAGGUAAAACCAUUUAACCAAACAUGCCUCAUGCAGGCUCUCAGCCAGCCGCCCUCGCCGCGCGCCUCGCCCCCGCCCAGCGAGAACGGAGACGCGCACGAACACAGCGCAUCGGCGUCGCCGCCGCCGGCCAAGGCGCGCCGCUACGAGACACUGUGGGAGCCGCACGCAGAUGCAUCGAGCUCUGACGGUGUUGGUGAGUCGGAAGAGGCAGCGCAGCGCCAGCUGACCGACGACGGCUCCGACAGCGACGACGACGACUACCAGGACACCAGCCCCUACCUAUAGGACGAGCCGCCCGACGUCGCGCGCCUCGCCAUUUGAGGCGCCGACGUCGCCUAGCGCCUAGCGCCUAAAGCUCAGCGCCCAGCGCCCAGCCCCCAGCCCCUAGUGCUCAGUGCUGGUCGCCUCACGUGGACUUUGUAAAGUUGCAACGCGGUUUUCACACAAAUUCUGCCCUCAAGAACUCGGAAAGUGUCAACUUGCAACAUAUCUGAUUACACAUGAAUGUGUAGUUAUAGUAGGUAACUGCUUACGGUCGACGUAUCGAGGCUUAGUGUAGCCAAUAGUAUUUUUUUACUAUUGUAAAUCGUCCAUUGUCAACGAUGCCAAUGGAGGGGAGUGCAUUUCGUUCAAAAAUACCGUUUGUGUUAAAUUAUUUUAGUGUACGGCUUCAAAAUCGCGUGUCGUCUGUCUGCAAGACUCGAGUGAAUGUAUUUUAUCCUAUUAGGUUUUAAAAAUGUAUUUACUUUAUUUAUGAUGAAUUUAAUUGUAAAUCUUAUCUCACUAUUAUGAUUGUGCGCGCGCGUGCGGAGUGCGAGCGACAACACCUUGUUUGUAUUCUACUUUUUGACAGUUGAUUAAAGAGGUGCUUAUUUUA